AUGCUGGGACUCACAGCGCACAGUCCCGGGGCCGGCCCGGGCGGAGAGCCUCAUUCACUAACCCUGAGAGGGACCGACUGCGCCUCCUUCUCAGCGCCUCCCCGCACCAUUCCCUCUCUGCCGCUGCCUGCUUCUGCAGGUGCUGAUCCGCUGGCCUCCCGAGUCAGGCCCUAUGCAGUCGCCUGCCUUCCCUCUUCCACAGGCACCCCACCUGCAUCAGGACGCGGCGCUUUGAUUCGGACUUCGUUCACUUUCCCACCACCGGAAAGCUGCCGUGAGGCACUUCCGGCUUCCGGGGCGUACUCUGCCGCAAAGCGGAAGUGUGACACUCAGCGGGUACCGGCGCCCGGAAGGUCAGCGUGUGCAGGAGGCGGUGGUAACGCGGGGUCCCCCGCUGGUACGGAGAAGCAACGGCCAAAUCCACAACCUCGGCCUGAGGCAGCGGCGGGAAGCAGACGGUUUGCUACGACAUUAUGGAAGGCGGUGGGGGCAGUGGCAACAAAACUACAGGAGGUUUGGCGGGGUUUUUUGGAGCUGGCGGAGCAGGUUACUCGCACGCGGAUUUGGCUGGCGUCCCACGACACAGACGAGUUUAUUUUACCGACUGGAGCUAAUAAAACCCGGGGCAGAUUUGAACUGGCCUUCUUUACCAUUGGAGGAUGUUGCAUGACAGGGGCUGCAUUUGGGGCAGUGAAUGGUCUUCGGCUAGGAUUGAAGGAAACUCAGAACAUGGCCUGGUCAAAACCAAGAAAUGUACAGAUUUUGAAUAUGGUGACGAGGCAAGGGGCACUUUGGGCUAAUACUCUAGGUUCUCUGGCUUUGCUGUAUAGUGCAUUUGGUGUUAUAAUCGAGAAAACACGAGGUGCAGAAGAUGACCUCAACACGGUAGCAGCCGGAACCAUGACAGGCAUGUUAUAUAAAUGUACAGGUGGUCUCCGAGGGGUAGCACGAGGUGGUCUGGCAGGACUAACACUUACCAGUCUUUAUGCACUAUAUAAUAACUGGGAGCAUAUGAAAGGCUCCUUCCUCCAACAGUCACUCUGAAGAUUUUGCCAGCUCAUGGAGGACACUUCAGUAGUCAUCCAGAUCAAUUUAUAAGUCAGUCUGGAGUUAUACUCUCUUCUACCUACAAUUAGUUUGAAAAAUUGGAGAUUCUGGUUUGCUGUGAUGAAGAUCAUGGAUGGUUGACCAGGACUGGCAAUCCUUCCAGCCAGUGGGUUGAAGCCAAAAUCCCUUCAGCGGCUCAUGGUUCUAGUCUCUGCAGAAGGUCUUAUACUUAACUGUUCUCUCCCCCCCCUCCCCCCCCAACUGGAAAACCACUUACUCCCAGAAUCAGGUCCUGCUUGUCAAUACCACCUCAGCAAGUCUGUUCAUUUAAUGAUCAGAAACUGUAAUGUUGCACUAUAUUCUGAAUAAAGGGUAAACAAAGAAUGAAAGUUUAACUCCAAA
Messenger RNA from Nycticebus coucang (slow loris), 1449 nucleotides. RefSeq names its product mitochondrial import inner membrane translocase subunit Tim23. Gene Ontology annotation, biological process: protein import into mitochondrial matrix. Gene Ontology annotation, molecular function: transmembrane protein transporter activity. Gene Ontology annotation, cellular component: TIM23 mitochondrial import inner membrane translocase complex; mitochondrial inner membrane. The record is from RefSeq and is a predicted model, not a curated record. The transcript has 6 exons. Lineage: Eukaryota; Metazoa; Chordata; Mammalia; Primates; Lorisidae. The coding region runs from base 1 to 1044 and encodes 347 amino acids.